Paramuricea clavata is the source of this 390-nucleotide messenger RNA. The record is from the annotation of a GenBank genome assembly. Lineage: Eukaryota; Metazoa; Cnidaria; Anthozoa; Malacalcyonacea; Plexauridae.
AUGGACGUGCAAGAAUCUGCAGUGUCUGGUGUAGCAACUGCAUCUGAGUUUGAUCCUGAUUCAUUUGCCGAUGGUGGAAUCAUCAAAGAAUUUAAUGACAGCCGAUUUCACGAUAGAAUUACUGACUUUGAAACCGGACAUCCAGUUCCUAACGAAGCUUUGAAUACAUCAAUACCGAAUCGGGUAGAAGAAGACACAAUCAUCAUUGAACAGUGCAUGCUCCGGAGAAAUCCAGCAAUUGUAAAUGAUGGAGGGAAUGAAACCAAUGAUCACGCGUUACUUGUUGGCAUGAAGUUCGGAAUAGAGGAUAAAGAAAAGUUUUGUAAAAAUGAACCAUGUCAGCCACCCGAAUCCGUUUUAUCUGAGAGAAAAAAGAAAAUUGGAGAACCG